CGGAAAGUAAACAAGGACGACUUUCAGCAAUUAUGGCCUGCAAAUACGAUCCAAUCGACGAGCCACGCCUCUUCUCCGGUGGCCGGGACUAUUCUGAGGUUCCGUCUGCGUUUGACGACGGAGGCACCGGCAUCCACUACGACACGGCGCACACGGCAUGUGCUAUCCUCGCUAAUAACCGGUGGGAUGGCUAUUUUUCUCAUGAUAAGCAUGGAAGGCUAAAGGCCCAACCUCUUGAUGGAAUUCUUCGCAACGAACAGUACUACUUUUGUCUCCCGUCUUCUGACCCGUUAACCGACUCAUACCCCGUUAUCCCCCGAUUCAGGGACUGGCGAUUCCCUCAUGGCGAUCUGCCACCCAUAUGGAAGAAACUCAAAGAUCAAUUGAGGGCAAAGGGCCCGGGCGACAAAAGCAAAGGCGCCAAUUGCUUGCUCAGUAAUUGUGGUGAUGCUGUAGAAUCCGCCUAUCUCGUACCUUCAGCACAGUCUUAUUGGUGGACGAUAAACUUGAUGAAACGGUAUGCGAAGACGCCCUCUUUCUCGACGAAUGACAUGGACGUCCCGGCAAACGCGCUCCCUCUGCGCUGCGACAUACAUAAGAUGUUCGAUGAGCGGCACUUUACUUUUGUACCAAAGACCGUUAUUUAUCGAUUUCAAAGAAGAGCGACGUUACUAUCGCAAGACGACGCAGGCCAUCGCGACCAGGACCUUUCCUCACCGGGAGAUUCCAAGUUGCGCGCGGAUAACGACGGACCAUCUCAAGCCGAUUUGCAAUUACCAAUACGAUUAAAUGCGGGUAGCGAGAGCCAUAACGCCGAAAAUGAACUGAAAGCGGACCCGGUAGAUGUCGUUGGACACGUUUUCAACUCUACUCCAUCUGGCGAUCUCCCCCGGCUGUGGCACAACCGGGCGUUGUGUUCGCCGCCAUCAUCAGCCUCGGUUGAAUACUUAUUUGCUCGAUUCGCCUACACCGUCUUCUCGCCUUCGGUGUUCAAGUACUUUCUGGAUUCGAACAAGGCCCGACGGCUUCUCGUGUGGGAUCAAGAGAAACUCAAACAAGAAAUUGAGGAGGCUGAUCCGGAAAAGUGUCGCUCUAUUUGGAAUGCCUCAAGGUCGAGAAGCGAGAGCCCGAAGAAGAGAGCAAGAUCCACUGGAAAUGGAGAAUAUGAUGAGGGUGGGGAUUUCGCUUCUGAAACUUCUACUUUGAACGAGCCGGAGCGCGGUCGAAGAAGGAAACGCAAGUCUGAGGAGUACUCAGAGACGAAUGAUUUAUAUGGGGUGAAACGGAGUAGAUUGGAUUGUUAG
Messenger RNA from Ilyonectria robusta, 1304 nucleotides. RefSeq lists its product as uncharacterized. The record is from RefSeq and is a predicted model, not a curated record. NCBI's taxonomy places the organism in Eukaryota, Fungi, Ascomycota, Sordariomycetes, Hypocreales, Nectriaceae. The coding region runs from base 33 to 1304 and encodes 423 amino acids. The transcript is spliced from 3 exons.